Messenger RNA from Saccostrea cuccullata (small rock oyster), 431 nucleotides. Its product is annotated as putative nuclease HARBI1. NCBI's taxonomy places the organism in Eukaryota, Metazoa, Mollusca, Bivalvia, Ostreida, Ostreidae. The coding region runs from base 36 to 431 and encodes 131 amino acids. The record is from RefSeq and is a predicted model, not a curated record. The transcript has 2 exons.
CUUUCGUUUUGAGCAACUCGGGAUUGUCAGGUGUUAUGGAACAUCUUGAAGGGGGUGGGUGGUUACUUGGGGAUUCUGGCUACCCUCUCAAGGAAUGGCUCUUAACGCCAUUCUUAUCCCCAGCCAAUCAACACGAAGUGAAUUACAACGAUGCCCAUGGAAAGACUCGUGUUGUCAUAGAAAAAUCGUUUGGGGUAUUAAAAUCCAGAUUUAGGUGUUUACAUCGAACUGGAGGAGUACUCCCCUUUUCACCAAGUAGAUGUUCUCAAAUUAUUCAAUGCUGUAUCCGGCUUCAUAAUUUAGCUGUUUCAGAGAAAGUCCCCUUACUUGAGGGUGGGGUUGUACAGAACAUCAAUGACAAUGCCGUGUUUAACGCAAACGCACCAAGGAGAGCACAGGAUGUGCGCAUUCAAGUUGCAAAUUUAUUUUAA